Penicillium verhagenii is the source of this 531-nucleotide messenger RNA. Its product is annotated as F-box domain protein. Bases 1 to 531 code for a protein of 176 amino acids. The transcript has a single exon. NCBI's taxonomy places the organism in Eukaryota, Fungi, Ascomycota, Eurotiomycetes, Eurotiales, Aspergillaceae. Gene Ontology annotation, molecular function: protein binding. The record is from RefSeq and is a predicted model, not a curated record.
AUGCGUCACUUCCUCAAUCUCCCACCUGAGCUACUUGUAUUGAUAACUGAAUUCCUACCGAUUCACGAUGUCCUCAAGCUGAGAUUAACCUGCGGGUAUCUUUUCGACCAGCUCCCUCCUCCUUCCCACGAGCAGCUCCUACGAGCCGAAACAACCGAAUGGGCUCGCCACCAGGAUAUCUACGCCUGCCGCUACUGCCUACGCCUGCGACCGGCGAAUAAAUUUGCCGAUCGCAUGCUAAGACGCCGACGAAGCCGAUCGGGUGCCGACAGCGACAAGCGAUUCUGCCUUGAGUGUGGGUUGAAGCCGCGCGAGGGUAUGGCCCGGUAUGGCCCUGGUGCUCAGGUCGCGAUUCAGGGACAACUGUUUGUUAUAUGUCUUUCAUGUCGGCGAUUUCUACCGGGCGCCUAUGAUCGCCAUGGACACAAUACCUCGUUAUGCUUGUCGUGUUGGCAGGAACACUGUCUGCGACGGCAUAUGCCCACCCCGAAAUACUCCGCGUUGGACGAGAGUCAUUUGAGGCGCGUGUGA